AUGGAGGAACCUUGGACAAAAUCACCUGAUGACGUCCUCCAACACUACUCGGUAGACCCUGCUCGCGGCCUUUCCACCGACCUCGCUGCGAAGCAUGCCCAACUCUACGGCAGGAACGAACUUCCCGAAGAGCCCCCAACACCGCUUUGGGAGUUGAUCCUCGAGCAGUUCAAGGACCAGCUCGUGCUCAUCCUUCUCGCGUCCGCCGUCGUCUCAUUUGUGCUGGCACUCUUUGAGGAGUCGGAUGGCUCAAGCUGGUGGGGUGCCUUCGUCGAGCCUCUGGUCAUUCUCCUCAUCUUGGUCGCCAAUGCGGCUGUCGGCGUAAUACAGGAGACGAACGCAGAACAGGCCAUCGAGGUGAGCGCUUUGAGCGGAGUAUCACCGGAUGAAGCCAAGGUCUACCGCGACGGCCAACUGGCUCGCAUUCAUGCCUCAGAGCUCGUCCCUGGAGACAUCAUCUCCGUCGCGGUGGGCGACAAGGUUCCUGCAGACUGUCGCUUACUGUCGAUUUCCUCCACUACUCUUCGCGUGGACCAGGCCAUCCUUACGGGCGAGAGCACCAGUAUCAACAAGAGCGUCGACGUUGUAGCUGACCCGAAGGCCGUCAAGCAAGAUAUGACAAAUAUGCUUUUUGCCGGCACGAGCAUGGUCAACGGCAAGGCAACAGCCAUCGUCGUCUUCACUGGCCAAAAGACUGCCAUUGGCGACAUUCACAAAUCCAUCACUUCGCAAAUCAGCGAGAAGACACCCCUGAAGCGCAAGCUCGACGACUUCGGCGACAUGCUCGCGAAGGUCAUCUCCGUUAUUUGCAUCCUCGUUUGGAUCGUGAACUUCAGGCACUUUUGGGACCCGUCGCACGGCUCUGCGCUGAAGGGCGCAGUGUACUACUUCAAGAUUGCCGUCGCGCUCGCCGUGGCUGCCAUCCCGGAAGGUCUGGCUGCUGUCAUCACGGCAUGUCUCGCACUGGGUACGAAGAAGAUGGCGCAGAAGAACGCCAUCGUGCGCAACCUGCCCAGUGUCGAGACCCUUGGCUGCACCAACGUCAUUUGCUCGGACAAGACUGGUACGCUAACGACGAACCAGAUGAGCGUUUCCAAGGCGAGUUCAUUCUUCGUUGUCGGGAGCGCUUCUGGCGGCCUCAGGGAAUAUUCUGUGGAAGGAACCACCUUCGCGCCUCACGGGUCGGUUAGGUCUGCUGAUGGCAAAGAGGCCUCUGCUGAACUUCGUUCGCUGCCGAUCCAGCUCCUGGCCGAGACCAGUGCUCUCUGCAACGACUCCAAGAUAGUCUAUCACACGGACAAGGGGACCUACACCAAUGUCGGCGAGCCAACUGAAGCCGCUCUGAAGGUCCUCGCGGAGAAGCUGCCUUGCCCCGACGGCGAGCUGACGAAGUCGUUGUCGGCUAUGGACCCAGCGUCGCGCGCCAGCGCAGUGAGCGACUUCUACGAGCGCGCCAUCCCGAAGGUCAUGACGUUCGAGUUCUCCCGCGACCGCAAGAUGAUGUCCGUGCUCGCCCGCAAAGAGGGGCAAGGCAUUCUCUACGCCAAGGGUGCGCCCGAGUCCAUCCUCGACCGCUCCGUAGCUGCGCUGGUGGGCGGGGACGUCGUGCCCCUGACCCCCGCCCUGCGCGCCGCGAUCCAGCAACAGACUCUCGCCUACGGCAAACAGGGCCUGCGCGCGCUCGGGCUCGCGUACGCCGCCAACCUCCCCCUCGACCCCGCGCGCUACCGCCCGGACAGCACCGGCGACUUCGAGAAGGACCUUGUGUUCGUGUCGCUCGUCGGCAUGCUCGACCCGCCGCGCCCCGAGGUCCCCGCUGCCGUCGCGAACUGCAAGGCCGCGGGAAUUCGUGUUAUCUGCAUCACGGGCGACAACAAGGGCACUGCGGAGACGAUCUGCAGGCAGGUGGGCAUCUUUGGGCCGGACGAGGACCUUACGGGCAAGAGCUAUACGGGCAGGGAGUUUGAUGAGCUGAGCGAGCAGGAGAAGCUGGCGGCGGUUAUGCGUGCUGGGCUGUUCUGCCGGACGGACCCGAGGCAUAAGAGCCAGCUCGUGGACCUCUUGCAGAGCCAGGGUCUGGUUGUGGCUAUGACUGGCGAUGGUGUGAACGAUGCACCCGCAUUGAAGAAGGCCGACAUUGGUGUCGCGAUGGGUAGCGGGACUGACGUUGCGAAGCUCGCUGCAGACAUGGUUCUCGCUGACUCUAACUUCGCUACGAUUGAGCUCGCGGUAGAGGAAGGCCGGUUGAUCUACAACAACACCAAGCAGUUCAUCCGAUACCUCAUCUCCUCGAACAUCGGCGAGGUCGUCAGUAUCUUCCUGACCGUCCUCCUCGGCAUGCCCGAGGCGUUGAUCCCCGUGCAGCUGCUCUGGGUCAACCUCGUCACCGAUAGUCUUCCCGCAACCGCCCUUGGCUUCAACCCCGCAGAUCACAGCAUUAUGCGUGUACCCCCGCGGGACAGCCGGGAGCGCCUUAUUGGGCCUUGGUUGUUCGCGCGGUACAUGAUCAUUGGUAUCUACGUCGGCGUCGCAACAGUCGCCGGCUACGCCUGGUGGUUCAUGUACUACGCACGCGGCCCACAGAUCACCUUCUCGCAACUGACGCACUUCCACCAGUGCUCUACACUGUUCCCCGAGAUCGGGUGCGAGAUGUUCACGAACGAGAUGUCGCACCGCGCGACGACGAUCAGCCUGUCUAUCCUGGUUACGAUCGAGAUGUUCAACGCGAUGAACUCGCUGUCCGAAAACGAGAGCCUGCUCCGGCUGCCGCUCUGGAAGAACCCCUUCCUCGUCGCCGCGAUCACGCUCAGCAUGCUCCUCCACGUCGCCAUCUUGUACAUCCCCUUCUUCACGACGCUGUUCGCGAUCACGCCGCUGAACUGGGUCGAAUGGAAGGCCGUGUUGUACUUUAGCGCACCCGUCAUCGCCAUCGACGAAGUACUAAAAUUGGUCACGACCACGUUUGUUGACCCUCCAGCGAAGGUCAAAGUGGACUAG
This is a messenger RNA of Fomitopsis serialis, 2997 nucleotides long. RefSeq names its product calcium-transporting ATPase. The transcript is spliced from 11 exons. NCBI's taxonomy places the organism in Eukaryota, Fungi, Basidiomycota, Agaricomycetes, Polyporales, Fomitopsidaceae. Gene Ontology annotation, molecular function: ATP hydrolysis activity; P-type calcium transporter activity; ATP binding. The record is from RefSeq and is a predicted model, not a curated record. The coding region runs from base 1 to 2997 and encodes 998 amino acids. Gene Ontology annotation, cellular component: membrane. Gene Ontology annotation, biological process: intracellular calcium ion homeostasis; calcium ion transmembrane transport.